GCGAGUUUGGGCAGUCAUGUGGCGCAUAAUGUGCUGACAAAAUAAAGGAGUCAUGACUCACUAAAUAAAACGGUAUCACUGACUCGUGAUUAUGUCUGCUACUACCCCUCCAAGUCAACGGUCGGUCAAUCACAACCAUUGCCAACUCCGCCAUCCAAGACCUUCUAGAACAUACGGGACACAAAUCCUGAUUCUGCUCUACUCUACUACUCUCUCUGUGCUGUAGCCUACCGCCAACAGCCCAGUCCAGGGAAACGGUUCCUUAUUGCUUUUUUCUCGUCACCAACUUAGGCAACGUACCCUACAGCCUCAUCGCACAUUUCGCCCAAAAAUGUCCACCGCAGUUAUCUCCGCCGAGGAUGCCCUUGAGCCCUCUCUACAGUCUCUCCUGGACCAGCGAAGCCUUCGUUGGAUCUUUGUCGGCGGCAAGGGCGGUGUCGGCAAGACCACGACUUCUUGCUCCCUCGCGAUUCAGCUCGCCAAGGUUCGACGCUCUGUUCUUCUCAUCUCGACCGAUCCCGCCCAUAACCUUUCAGAUGCUUUCUCUCAGAAGUUUGGCAAAGAGGCCCGCCUUGUCAACGGGUUUGACAACCUGAGUGCCAUGGAGAUCGACCCGAAUGGCAGCAUUCAGGAUAUGCUAGCAGGCCAGGGCGAGGCCGAUGAUGUCAACGCUGCGGCUGGUGGUCCUCUGGGAGGCAUGAUGCAGGAUCUGGCAUUCGCAAUCCCUGGUAUCGACGAGGCUAUGUCCUUUGCCGAAGUCCUCAAGCAAGUCAAGUCCCUCUCAUACGAGACCAUCGUCUUCGACACAGCCCCGACAGGCCACACCCUGCGCUUCCUCCAGUUUCCCACCGUUCUUGAGAAGGCUCUCGCAAAGGUUUCUCAACUGUCGUCGCAGUAUGGUCCUCUCCUCAACGGCUUCCUUGGCUCCGGAGGUCAGCUACCCAACGGACAGAACCUCAAUGAUAUGAUUCAGAAACUUGAAUCCUUGCGAGAGACCAUCGGCGAGGUCAAUACUCAGUUCCAGGACGCUGAACUCACCACCUUUGUCUGUGUGUGCAUUGCAGAGUUUCUGAGUCUCUACGAGACGGAGCGUAUGAUUCAGGAGCUUGCUGGUUAUGGUAUCGAUACCCACUCCAUCGUUGUCAACCAGCUGCUCUUCCCCAAGAAGGCUAGCGAUUGCGAUCAGUGCAACGCCCGUCGCAAGAUGCAGCGCAAGUAUCUUGACCAGUAUGAAGAACUAUAUGCUGAGGACUUCAAUGUCGUCAAGAUGCCUCUGCUUGUUGAGGAGGUACGAGGAAAGGAGAAGCUUGAGAAGUUUAGUGAAAUGCUUGUUACACCUUAUGUUCCUCCUGAGUAGGGCUGGUAUCAAGGGCUAGGCAUAGAAGGUGAGGUGGAAUAUGAGAGAACGGAUAUAAACAGUAUCACAUAUAAAAGAGCACGGGCGGCGCGGAGUUGUAGAAUAAUUGAUUAAUGGCUUACGAUAAUACACCCUAGAAUUAAGCUGCAGACACAGUCAAUCACCAAAAAAGCACCCAAGAAUUCUUAGUUUUCGUUCA
This is a messenger RNA of Fusarium verticillioides 7600, 1556 nucleotides long. RefSeq names its product ATPase get3. NCBI's taxonomy places the organism in Eukaryota, Fungi, Ascomycota, Sordariomycetes, Hypocreales, Nectriaceae. The transcript is spliced from 2 exons. Gene Ontology annotation, molecular function: ATP binding; ATP hydrolysis activity. Gene Ontology annotation, biological process: post-translational protein targeting to endoplasmic reticulum membrane. Gene Ontology annotation, cellular component: GET complex. The record is from RefSeq and is a predicted model, not a curated record. The coding region runs from base 332 to 1357 and encodes 341 amino acids.